Cotesia congregata is the source of this 777-nucleotide messenger RNA. Lineage: Eukaryota; Metazoa; Arthropoda; Insecta; Hymenoptera; Braconidae. The record is from the annotation of a GenBank genome assembly.
AUGAUGAAUCCUGAGGCUGCAAAAUCUUACAUCCAAGCCACCAAAAAAGUUCAAACUAAAGAUUCAGAUUCCAAAGAAACUAAAACAAGCAACUCCAAGACUGCUGAAGUUGAUGAAAAUAAAGUUGCUGUUAAUUCCAAUUGGGAAAAGUUUAAAAACACUGUUAAUAAGCCAGCUGGUACUUCUAAAACUCCGCCCAAGAGACCGUUCAAAGGAUCUUCUAAAACUGCACAGAGUGGCAAGAAAGCGACUAUGGAUCUUGAGAACAAGACACUUACAAAGCACGUAGCGAUGGACUGUGAAAUGGUGGGCAUUGGUGAUGGUACCGAAAGUAUGUUAGCUCGUGUAUCAAUUGUAAAUCGUCAUGGAGCUUGUAUCUAUGAUAAAUAUGUAAAACCCAGAGAAACAGUACGUGAUUACAGGACAGCAGUCAGUGGAAUCCGUCCUCAUAAUCUUCAAGAUGGUGAAGAUUUUUCAGUGGUACAAAAUGAAGUUGCAGAAAUAUUGAAAGGACGUAUUUUAGUUGGUCAUGCAUUAAAAAAUGAUCUUGCUGUGCUGUUUUUAUCUCACCCAAAAAGACACUUACGUGAUACCUCACGAUACAAUGUGUUCAGGCGUGUCUCCAAGGGUAACACUCCGAGUCUGAAAAAAUUAGCGGCUGAAUUGUUAGGUAUUGAUAUCCAGACAGGGGAACAUAAUUCUAUUGAAGAUGCAAGAAUCGCUAUGGAGCUUUAUGUUUUAUACAAAAAUCGCUGGGAGUCUGACAUUCGUCACUGA